AUGUCUAAAAAUUCGAAUACACCUCUUCCAUUAACCCCUAAUACUGUUGACCUCACUUACAUCAACUUGGAAGAAGUAAAAAAGCAACAUACUGCUGAGACUGAAGCUGGUGAUUUCAACAUGGGUGUAUAUGCAACUUUGGAUGUGAAGAAUCCAAAGGAAAUCAACUAUAACCCUACCUAUGCUAAUCUACCUGAAAAGCAAGAGGUAAAAUCAUUUCUCGUGAAAUAUAAAUGGAAGAUCGUCAUAUCGGGUGCAGUUAUCGUUAUCAUGAUGGCUCAAUGUGUUAUUAAUGGACUGGCCAGUGGAGGCGUUUUUCAAGGUAAAACUGAAGAAGACAUUGUUACCACUAGGAAGGAAGGUUCUACCCUCACUACAAUUAAUCAAAAGCUAUCUAACUUGACAGAAAAUAUCAUUUUAUGGAAAGCUGACAUCUUGGAUAACCUCAAAAUAUUAGCUAUUAACGAGUGCUCUAGUGAUCCAUGCAAAAAUGGUGGAAAUUGUGUGAAUAGAUUAAAUGGUUACCAAUGCACUUGUCUUCCUGGAUAUAAGGGUGCGGAAUGUGAUGUUGCUAACUGCAAAGAACAACUCAUCUCUGGAGAUAUUUACAGUGUCGGUGAUGCAAGUAUCACUGCCUCGGGGUAUUACAGUACUGCACAUGUCCCGAGUAGAGGUAGAUUAGACUCGCAGAAGGAGUCAGGCCUCGCAUCAUGUUGGGCUCCGGCUGGCGGGAGUACAGAUCGAUGGAUUCAAGCGGACCUCGGUGAACUCAUGUUAGUGACGGGUGUCCUGACUCGGGGAAGAACAGACGGGGCGUAUAUUCAAUGGGUAACAUCGUACAAGUUUUUGUAUGGAGAAACUGAAAGCAGUUUGGAAGAGUACAGAGAGAUUCUACCAGGGAAUGAGAAUAGAUACACUCAUGCAACAAACCUGAUUGAACCACCAGUGCUAGCAAGAUUUGUUCGGAUCAAUCCUCAGACUUGGCAUGGAGCUUGUUGUAUGACAUUUGAUGUUCUUGGAUGUCCAGACCAAGCAGGUACUAUGUGAACGACAGGUCCAGAUGGAAUAUGCCAUUAGUUUGAAAUUCAAAAUGCGGUAAUUAUGGAAAUGUUUGGAAUGGCUUUUAGAAGAAUCAAUGGAAUGACUGUUUCCAGCAAAACAUAGUUUCAGGAAUCAGGACUAGAAAUGCACGUAAAAAGGAACUGAUCAACUAAAUUAUCAUAAGCUAGACUCCACUAGCCAUAGUUUGAUAUCAAUGGAAGUGACAUACUGAGGUUACUUACGUAAUAAAAUAAGAAGAAACGUUUACCUUUUGAGAAAAACAAUAGUCUAGUUAAAAGCCCAUGGUAAAAUCUACAGACACGUUCGCAAAAUGGUAUAAUGGUUUUAAAGACAAUUGUCUUCUAUUUUCACUGUUAUCAUAUCAAGGGUAUCUGCUAAUUUCGGUGAUAUAUUCUAAUCUAGUCUCUCUAACUUAUACUAUUGUAUAAUCUAUUCAUACAAUAAAAAUGUGAAGAUCCUCUUUCUAGAGACAACAUUUUGAAAAGUGUCGAGGAUUGAAAAUCUGAAUCUUAUAACGAAAUACGCUAGGCCUAUACAAGAAUUUUGGAAUACACUAUUUCGUCAAAUUAUUGUUUAGAUUUAUUAAACAUCGACUGUGUGUACAAACAAAAAUGUAGAUAGCAAUACAUUUGGACUUGAUUUGAUUUAAAGGAGUAUGUUUUAUAUCAGUUAAGUAUCAUGCUGCAACCAUUGUAUUGUAAGACUUUUUAGAAAAAACACUUACAUGUAUUAGAAG
Messenger RNA from Owenia fusiformis, 1798 nucleotides. NCBI's taxonomy places the organism in Eukaryota, Metazoa, Annelida, Polychaeta, Sabellida, Oweniidae. The record is from the annotation of a GenBank genome assembly.